Messenger RNA from Amphimedon queenslandica, 730 nucleotides. Its product is annotated as translocon-associated protein subunit gamma-like. The record is from RefSeq and is a predicted model, not a curated record. Gene Ontology annotation, biological process: SRP-dependent cotranslational protein targeting to membrane. Lineage: Eukaryota; Metazoa; Porifera; Demospongiae; Haplosclerida; Niphatidae. The transcript is spliced from 6 exons. The coding region runs from base 61 to 612 and encodes 183 amino acids. Gene Ontology annotation, cellular component: endoplasmic reticulum; membrane.
UAUUAAUCGAAUUGCUGUUGUUCAUUGCCGCCAUUGUUUUAUUGUUACAAACCAAAGAAAAUGCCUGCAAAGAAGAACGAAGGAGCAAAGAAGAUGACAGAAGAGGAGCUCUUACUCCUAGAAAGCUCUCGUCACGUAUCUAUGGCCACUUCUGCUCUUUUCUAUGGGAACGCUUUCAUUGUUUCUGCUCUGCCACUUUGGUUGUAUUGGAGGAUACAGAUGCUUGAUCCACUCACAUACUCUCCGUUGUUCGUCAUAUUUGUUUGCGUGAGUACCUACCUUGUUGCGUAUGCCUACAGAAACCUCCAACACACAAUGAAAUACAAGAUUGCCCUACGUCGUGAAGGUGUCAUUUCUCGUGAAGUUGCUCAAGAGCUAAGCAAAGAGAACAAGCAGGAGCGUGAUACAAAAGCAUCAGAAAAGAAGAAUAAAGUUGCAGAUAGAGAGGCGACUGCCUUCUCCAUAUUUUACAGCAAUACACUGUAUUUCUUCAUACUCUUGGUUCUGUUCUGGUUUAUGAGAACAUUUCAUCCAGUUGUUAAUUUCUCCAUAACGACUUCAGGAUCUGCUUUUCUACUGGCUUUUUUCUCAACAGGUGGAAAGACAAAGUAGAGCCCAUUCAUGCUAUAGAGGUGUAAUCUUAUUAAUAAUUUUUCAAAUCUAGGACGUAACUAUUAUUAUUAUUAUUAUUUUCAAUUUUUUCACAAUGUACAGUUACCCAUUGCCUCUA